AGAUUCGUAACAUGGUGGCCGUGUUGGAAGUGAUCUCCAGUUUGGAGAAGUAUCCAAUUACCAAAGAGGCACUGGAGGAAACCCGACUUGGAAAGCUUAUUAAUGAUGUUCGGAAAAAGACCAGUAACGAGGAGCUUGCCAAACGUGCUAAGAAACUGCUGCGUAGCUGGCAAAAGUUGAUAGAGCCAGCACAACAGACUGAGCAGGCUGCCAGGGGUACUCCCAACCCACAAGGUUCAGCCAAUGGUGGUAGUACCAACAACUAUAAGGGAGAGACCAAUCAAACUGCACUGUUGAGUGGAAAGCCUCUUCAGGACCUGAAGGGCAGGAAUGAUAUCCAGAAGGCACAUUCACCUAAGGCUGAAAAGGUGGCCAGUCGAAAGCGGAAAGGGGAAUAUAGAGAUGGUACCCAAGGGCUUGCUUGCAAAGCAGGUAAACCGAAUCAGGAGCUUUUCCAAAAUUCUUUCACCCCUCCCUACCAAUGGAAUUGGAGGUAGUCCCCCAGAAAACCUACUUAGUCCUCUUGAUGGCAGUUCACAGACUAACAGGUUGGAGACUGCUGAAAAUGAUAAACAUGGUAAAAUUCCAGUAAACGCUGUCCGGCCGCACACCAACUCCCCUGGACUUGUAAAACACUCAAGCACUUCCUCAUUACUAAAAGUGGCCGUCCUACAGCAGCACAGUGUAGGGUUAGAAGAAACCCAGUCUCUUCAGCCACGAAGUCCGCGCUGUUCCUCCUACAGCCCUCGUGGCACUAGGGCAGAACUAGUGGCACGGCAGCACACCACAUAUGCACCAAAGGGUUCUGCGCCCAGCCCCUCUCAAAGGCUGCCUGGUGUAGACACUGCACAUUCACCCUCUUACCAAUCCCCUGUGCAUCCUUCUACACCCCCUGCCAUAGCAAAAAGACUAGAGUCUCCUAAAAGGGAUUUUGUAGUCUCUUCACCUCAUAGGUCUGUAGAACAUCUAGUCCCUACUGACUACCACCUUCAGCAGUCGCCCAAGUUAACACAGCAGCACACCCCACAUGGACCUCGUAGUGGACAGCCUAUCACAGAUCCUCAAACACCUCGCAGUAGCUAUUCACCAGAGUCCUCAAAAAUGGACAGCGAUGACGCAGCCUCUGGUUCAGAAAGCCGCAAGAAAAAGAAAUCUCGUAGUCGAGGAGAUCAAGAAGGAAACUCAGCAGAUGGAAAUAGCAAACAAACGCGAGUAAAAAAAGGAUCGCAAAUUGAAAUUUGAUUUUAUGACUGGGCAAAUAAAACCUUUAACAAAUAAAGACCCAUCCCAGGCAGAGAUUUCAGCCCCUUCAGAACAGCACAGGACUGAGACAGACAAACAAGACCCUAAACUCGGCCUGCCAAGUCCCUUUGAACAGACAGACUGGAAGGAGUUGUCUCAAAAUGAGAUCAUUCAGUCCUAUCUCAAUCGUCAGAGCAGCUUGUUGUCUUCCUCUGGUGUACAUACACAGAGUGCACAUUAUUAUAUGUCUGAAUAUUUAAAACAGGAGGAAUGCAGUAAGCGAGAAGCUAGAAAGACUCAUGUUUUAGUGCCACUUGCCCUACCGAGUGAGCUGCCUGGAAAAAACAGGGAAGUGACUAGCACUGACUUAGACAGACUUCAAAAUCAACAUUGGCCUGGUGUCAAUGGCUGUCAUGAUACACAAGGCAACUGGUAUGAUUGGACGCAGUGCAUCUCCUUGGACCCUCAUGGUGAUGAUGGUAGAUUAAACAUCUUGCCUUAUGUCUGCCUAGACUGA
Staurois parvus is the source of this 1759-nucleotide messenger RNA. The record is from the annotation of a GenBank genome assembly. Lineage: Eukaryota; Metazoa; Chordata; Amphibia; Anura; Ranidae.